AUAGAAAACAUGCCUAAUGACACUGAGGUUACCAUGUUUGUUUUAAUGGGCUUUACCGACCGCCUAGAGCUACAAGUCAUCCUCUUCUUGCUGUUCCUUGCAAUUUAUCUCUUUACUCUAGUGGGAAAUCUAGGAUUAGUUGUGUUAGUUGUGGUUGAUUCCCGACUCCAUACCCCUAUGUAUCAUUUCCUUAGUGUCUUAUCUUUCUUGGAUGCUUGCUAUUCAUCGGUUGUCACUCCUAAGAUGCUGGUCAAUUUCCUGGCAGAGAGUAAGGCCAUUUCCUUCUCUGGUUGUGUUGUCCAGAUGCUUCUGUUUGUUACUUUUGGGACCACUGAAUGUUUCCUUUUGGCUGCUAUGGCAUAUGACCGCUAUAUUGCAAUCUGUAAUCCUCUGCUUUACACAGCCAUCAUGUCUCCACAAAUCUAUGUGCCUCUCAUCAUUGGUUCAUAUGUGGGAGGUAUCUCACAUGCCAUUAUACACACUGUGGCUACAUUUCGUUUACCCUUUUGUGCAUCCAAUGAAAUCAGGCACAUCUUCUGUGAUAUCCCUCCUCUCUUGGCCAUCUCUUGUUCUGAUACUCAUGUCAACGAACUACUACUUUUCACUUUCGUGAGCUCAAUUGAGAUUUUUACCAUCCUGAUUGUACUGGUUUCCUAUGGCUUCAUCUUGGCUGCCAUUCUGAGGAUCCACUCAGCUGAAGGGAGAAGGAAAGUCUUCUCCACUUGUGGUUCCCAUCUGACAGGGGUAUCCAUCUACCAUGGCACCAUCCUCUUCAUGUAUCUGAGGCCUACUGCCAGCUAUUCGCUCAGCCAUGACAUGGUGGUAUCUGUAUUUUAUACCAUAGUAAUUCCCAUGUUAAACCCCAUCAUCUAUAGCCUGAGGAACAAAGAUGUGAAGGAAGCAAUGAAAAAAGUUUGGGGGAGAGCAUCUUUUUCAUUUUAA
This is a messenger RNA of Gracilinanus agilis (Agile Gracile Mouse Opossum), 942 nucleotides long. Its product is annotated as olfactory receptor 1094-like. The coding region runs from base 10 to 942 and encodes 310 amino acids. Gene Ontology annotation, biological process: sensory perception of smell; G protein-coupled receptor signaling pathway. The record is from RefSeq and is a predicted model, not a curated record. Gene Ontology annotation, cellular component: membrane. Gene Ontology annotation, molecular function: G protein-coupled receptor activity; olfactory receptor activity; odorant binding. NCBI's taxonomy places the organism in Eukaryota, Metazoa, Chordata, Mammalia, Didelphimorphia, Didelphidae. The transcript has a single exon.